Molecule: messenger RNA, 2164 nt
Organism: Vitrella brassicaformis
Lineage: Eukaryota; Vitrellaceae
Source: the annotation of a GenBank genome assembly
CACACUGCUCCCUCGCUCGGUCAACGGGCCUACCUCUCUCUCUGUCUACCACGCGACGUACACAAAUAUGACUAACAGCCAGGGGCGCUAUCUCUCGGUAGGCCACCAUGAUGGUCAGCACGGCGUGAGGACGUCCGCUUUGUCUUCUUCCGCCGUCUGCUCUAAGAUGGGAUCAUCCCCGACCACCAGUGUGUCUUCCUCUAGUUCGUCGUCGUCAGAGAGCUCGCCUUCAUCCAGCUGCAGACAACACAGCACAGCACAGCACAGCACAGCACAGGGAUGCACGGCGAUCGAUGCAUCCAUAUGAGAAUGUGCGUGUGUGUGUGUGUGUACCUUUCUGGCGAGUACUGCGACGAAGACGCCUUCCCUGUUUGUGGUGAUGACCUUGUACCCCGCCCGCCGGAAGUACUUGGGGAGGUUGAUGGAACAGAAGUCCGCCAAAUAGGGCUCGAUGUAACCCGUGAUCUCGGGCACCUAUAUCACACAGACACACACACACACGCACGCACGCACACAAGCAGAUAGGCGUCUAUAUAUAUCGCUUCCCAGUGCGUGUGUGGCUCACGGCUAGCUGUCUUCUUAUUGUGGGCGACUCAGGGUCUUGGUCGACGAACAGGAAGCAGCCGCCCUUGCGCAGUAUGCGAUGCGCCUCCUUCAGUAUCUGCAAAACACACACAGAGAGAGAGAGAAAGGGCCGCACACGUAGACAUACUCGUUCGCAUGGUUGGUGGUGGGUGGGAAAGAAUCGACCCACGCACCCUGAAGGUGACCCCCUUGGGCAGCUCGUGCGCCACGGCGAACAUGGUGACCAUGUCGAACGUGUCAUUCUCGAAGAACGUCUUCUCGCCCGCCUCGUGGUGAAACACCAUAUUGGGAUACCGAUACCUGCACACACACACACACACACCAAUGAACACACAACACCUCCGCGCCUCCUCCCUUGUGUGUGCCGAUGCCCCCCACCUGGCGACAGCAAUCAUGUGUGGCGAGAGAUCCACCCCCUCCACCUCUGCGUUCGGAUAGCGCGCCUGCAGCAAUGCAGUCGAGUCGCCCGUCCCGCAGCCCACGUCAAGGAUGCGCUUGAUGCGCGACACCGGCACCAUGUCCGCCGUCGCAUUGACGUCCUCCUGGCCAGCCUGGUCCACCAGCACCGGCACAGCGGGCAGCAGAUGGUCGACGUGCACCGCCGCGCCCUCCUGCUGCCACUCGUCAAUCGACGGCACAUGUGUGGACGGGGGGCCGGCAGACUCGAUGUCGUCCUGCAGGCGGUUGAGAGCCUCCUUGCGGAAGCAGCGCACCCCUUGGAACAGCAUCAUGGUCGCACUCAUGGCCGCUGACUGCUCAACGGCCUGAGUGAUGCACAAGUUGCCUCCCAGAAUGCCGUGGAUGGGCGCCUCGAAGUAGGCCGGGAUGACCGUCCGCCCGUCCGUCGCAUUGCGGACCCUCUCCGACCAGUCGAUCCACUUGAAAUAGUCUGAUUCCUCCCAGUUGAUGCCUCUCGCCCCUGAGGCCGCCUUCAUGUGGUCCCGGAAACCGCGCAACACCGCCCGCAGGAAGAGCGACUCGGGCCACAUCCUGCGCAAUCUUUCCCUCAGCAGCCGUGCCCCACCCCGCUGUCGCAAGCCCUUGGAUGGGGCGAGCCUCUUGAAGAGGCGGCGCCAGAACGGCCGGCGGAUGGGCUUGGCGGAUAGUGCAGGCGCCUCCACUCCUUCUGUUUCAUUGAGCAGCAUGAGGGUCGCCCCGUACUCGUACGCAGCAGCUUCCUCCAGGUCUUCAGGCAACGGAGGAGGCUCCGGCUCGCCGUCGGUCUGCUUGUCGGUGUCGCAUUUGCGUCGAUAGCGAAAGGGCAGCCACGUCUUGGCAUGGAGAGGGAACGCAUCAUCAUCCUUGUGUCGCGUCGAAGAUGGAUGGCGCGGUGACCACCGGGAGGGCGGGCGACUGCCAGCGGGAUGCAACAGAGGGGAGGGCGGGAUGAGGGAGAGCUGAUGGGAGGGGAAGAUGGCGGCUGCGAAGGCGGACCUCCACGACACAACCAUCAGCAGGGGCGCCAUGAUCCAUCGGUGAUGUCGUUGCCGAAGUCGCCUCUCUCUCAUGUUUUCUGUUUGAUGAGGGCUCUCGCUGCGUCGCUGUCUGUCCGAAUUCAUGAGCACGAAGAAAAGUCGGC